GCGGCGACCGUGCUCGGCCAUUGUUAUCGUGAUGCUGUCCUUCCGCCUACGGUCCGGCGUCCGCCCGUCCGUGGCUCUGCGCUACCGCGCCCGCAGCGACCGGCAAGGACUUGUUCCGGCGCUCUUCCGCGCCCACUCAUCGCUCCAUGCGCCGUCGGAGAAGGAGGCGCCGGCCGAGGCGAAGCCAGCGUCCAAGCUCUCCGAGUUUCGCCGGCUCAUGCAACUGUACGAGCCCGAGAAGAAGAACCUCGCCAUCUCGCUCUCUGCGCUCGGCCUCUCGACCGCAAUUACGAUGACCGUGCCGUUCGGCAUGGGCAAGAUCAUCGACGUCGUGACGCAACCAGGCGGCGUCGAGAUGCUGCCGACGGUCUCGGCCGCGCUUGGCGGUCUCUUCCUUGUUGGCGCCGCGACCAACGUCGUGCGCAUCAACAUGAUGAACAUGAUUGGCGAGCGCAUCUCCAACAAGCUGCGCCAAGACACGUACGCGUCGAUCUUGCGCCAAGACAUGACGUUCUUCGACAAGACCAAGACCGGCGAGCUCCUCAACCGCCUCAGCGCGGAUACCGCGCUUAUCGGCAAGGUGCUCAGUGACAACGUCUCGGGCGGCUUUCGCAGCAUUGGCCAAGGCAUUGGCAGCGUCACGAUGCUCUUUGUCACGUGCCCAAAGCUCGGCCUUGUCAUGCUGACGAUCGUCCCGCCGCUGGCGCUGGGGGCUGUCUCGUACGGCCGGUACGUCAAGAAGCUCACGGCCGAAGUGCAGAAGCAGCUCAGCGAUGCAACCGACCUCGCCGAAGAGCGCCUCAACAACAUUCGCGUUGUGCGCUGGUUUGCCAAGGAGGAGCACGAGACGACGGCGCACGAAGCCAAAAUUGCUGGCAUUCUGAACCUCGCGCAGAAGCGGUCGCUCGCGAGCUCGACGUUCUUUGGCGCGGUGGACUUUUCCGUCAAGAUGAGCAUGCUCGCGGUGCUCGGCUACGGCGGCUCCAUGGUCGCCGAGGAGGCACUCACGGUCGGCGAGCUCAGCUCGUUCUUGAUGUACACGCUCUACGUGGGCUUUUCGUUUGCCGGCGUCUCGUCCUUCUACUCAGACAUCAUGAAGGGCAUUGGCGCGUCCACGCGUGUCUUUGAGCUCGUGGACCGGGCGCCGCAGGUGAUUACGGCGGUGUCGCCCGAGCCGUUGCCGACCAACCUCCAAGGCAACAUUGAGUUUCAAAAUGUCUCGUUUCACUAUCCCGCGCGCCCCGAGGCCCAGAUUUUCGAGAAGCUGAAUCUCACAGUCCGGCCGCACGAGACGCUUGCGGUCGUCGGGCCGAGCGGCUGCGGCAAGAGCACCGUCAUGGCGCUCCUCGCCCGCUUCUACGAGCUCAACGGCGCGGGGUGCGGUGGCCGCAUCUUGAUUGACGGCGUCGACGUUGCCAACAUGGACCCGCUCGCACUCCGCAGCAUCAUUGGCACAGUGAGCCAAGAGCCGCCGCUCUUUGGCGCGACGAUUGCUGAAAACAUUGCUUAUGGCUUGACGGCCGACGACGACGUGUCACUCGACCGCAUCAUCGAGGCGGCCAAGCAAGCAAAUGCGCACGACUUUAUCAUGUCGCUGCCCAACCAGUACGACACGCACGUCGGCAGCAAGGGCUUGUCGCUCUCGGGCGGCCAAAAGCAGCGCGUCGCGAUCGCGCGGGCGCUCGUCAAGAACCCGCGCAUUCUGCUCAUGGACGAAGCCACGUCGGCGCUGGACCAGGAGAGCGAACGGCUCGUCCAAGACGCGAUCGACAAGGCCAAGAUGGACCGCACUGUCAUCUUGAUUUCGCACCGCCUCUCGAGCAUUCGCAGCGCGGACCGCAUUGCCGUCAUCUCGGGCGGUCGCGUCGUCGAAGAGGGCACGUUUACGGAGCUCGCGCAGCACCACGACAGUGUGUUCACCCAAGUCGUCUUGCGCGGUGGCAACGACCUCGAGUCGCUCUCGUAGACGACAACUUGUACAUAAACAGGCGACAUAGACGCACAAGCUUUCCACUUGCAGGCUCUUGGAGCAUCCCUCACGACUGUAUCAAGUUGAAAUAUGGAUAUUACUGCGGUA
This is a messenger RNA of Saprolegnia diclina VS20, 2077 nucleotides long. RefSeq lists its product as hypothetical. The coding region runs from base 32 to 1966 and encodes 644 amino acids. Gene Ontology annotation, biological process: transmembrane transport. Gene Ontology annotation, molecular function: ABC-type oligopeptide transporter activity; ATP hydrolysis activity; ATP binding. The record is from RefSeq and is a predicted model, not a curated record. The transcript has 9 exons. Gene Ontology annotation, cellular component: membrane. NCBI's taxonomy places the organism in Eukaryota, Oomycota, Saprolegniomycetes, Saprolegniales, Saprolegniaceae.